Messenger RNA from Akanthomyces muscarius, 510 nucleotides. RefSeq lists its product as uncharacterized. The transcript has a single exon. The record is from RefSeq and is a predicted model, not a curated record. Lineage: Eukaryota; Fungi; Ascomycota; Sordariomycetes; Hypocreales; Cordycipitaceae. Bases 1 to 510 code for a protein of 169 amino acids.
AUGAGCUUCUACGACGUCUCCAUUGGCCAGGCCCUCGAGGUCCUCGACAGCCUGACUGCCAUCCUCAAGAAGGCCGAGGCCGCCCCCAACGCCGCCACCCUCCCCGAGGCGCGCAUCCACGAGGACAUGCUCCCUCUCUCGUUCCAGAUCUACAUUGUCACGGACCUGGGCACCAAGCUUGCCGCCCGCCUCACCGGCCAGGAGCCCCCCUCCAACGAGAACAACCUGAAGAGCUUUGCCGAGUUCCACGCCCGCAUCGCCGAGUCGCGCGCCGCCCUCGAAAAGGCCGACAAGAACACCAUCAACAGCCGCGCCAGCGAGGCCGUCACCGUUGGUCUCGGCCCCGGCAAGUCGGCCCAGAUGAACGGCCUCACCUACAACGCCGGCUACGCCACCCCCAACCUCUACUUCCACCUGGCUACCGCCUACAACAUCCUGCGCAAGGAGGGCGUUCCCCUGGGCAAGAUGGACUACCUCACCUCGUUCCUCGGCAAGCAUGUUGACCUGUAA